Eimeria mitis is the source of this 717-nucleotide messenger RNA. RefSeq lists its product as uncharacterized. NCBI's taxonomy places the organism in Eukaryota, Apicomplexa, Conoidasida, Eucoccidiorida, Eimeriidae. The record is from RefSeq and is a predicted model, not a curated record. The coding region runs from base 1 to 717 and encodes 238 amino acids. The transcript has a single exon.
AUGCGGCAAGCCCCCCUGUUGCUGCUGCUGCUGCUGCUGCAGAAUUCCGCAGCAUCUCUAACAGCGGCAGCAGCAACAACAGCAGCAACAGCCACAGAACACCCAGCAGCAGCAACAACAGCAGCAGCAGCAGCAGCAGCAGCAUCAACAACCGCAGCAGCAACAGCAACACCGACAGGGGCAGCAGACGUGAAGCAGUAUAGUGACCAUGGAGACCCCAGUCUCUUCGGUGUUGGCGCUGCAGCUGCCUUUACUAUACAGCAGCAGCAGCAGCAGCAGCAGCAGCAGCAACAGCAGCAGCAGCAGCAGCAGCAACAGCAGCAGCAGCAGCAACAGCAGCAGGAACCGCAGCAUCGAACCCAACAGCAACACCGACAAGGAAGACUGUUCGGGUUGCUGCGGCCUGCUGUCCCCAUGAGUGUGGAUGCCAUGCUGCAGCAGCAGCAGCAGCAGCAGCAGCAGCAGCAGCGGCAAGAACAGCAGCAACACCAGCUGCAACAACAGCACCAGCAGCAACAGCAGCAGCAGCAGCAGCAGGAGGUAUUGAGGGGCGACCAAACUGCACUCGUUGCCCUAACAGCAACAGAAGCAGAAACAGCAUCAGCAGCAGCAGCAGCAGCAGCAACAGUUGCUGCUGCUGCUGCUGCUGCUGCUGCUGCUCCUCAUCGGAGCCUCGCAGCAUCAACGACUAUCGUGAGGCUCUUCGAUAAACCCUAA